Diabrotica virgifera virgifera (western corn rootworm) is the source of this 2432-nucleotide messenger RNA. RefSeq lists its product as uncharacterized. The coding region runs from base 906 to 2336 and encodes 476 amino acids. Lineage: Eukaryota; Metazoa; Arthropoda; Insecta; Coleoptera; Chrysomelidae. The transcript is spliced from 4 exons. The record is from RefSeq and is a predicted model, not a curated record.
UUUUAAGUUGAUUUAACGUUUCAUCAGCUAAUUUUAGAAGCUUGCAUGUUGAACAAAGGUAGUCGAUUAGUUUGUUUAUGCAUCUGUUCAGAUUCUAAACAGGCGAAAAAGGAGAAGAUAAUCAGCUUAAAGCUGAAUAAAGUAGCAUUUAUUAGCGCUUCUUCAACUUUUAUAUGGCUAUUCAUAUUGCUACUGUACCACUUCUGCAAAAUGAAGAAAUACUUAUUCAGUUUCUAAACAGCUUUACUUUCAGCCUUUGUUCAGCUGCUUUUGACCAAUUUUCACGUGUUAUAUAAUUUGUUUCCUUGCUGAAAAGUAGCUUUUGCAGAUAUUAUACAGUCUAUUUUUCAACUCUUCUUCAGCUUGUUAUAAAUAAAACAAAAAUGUUUUUUUUUUAUAUAUUUAUUACGAUUUAUUAUCGACAUUAGCUUUCUUUUAACUUCAAUUUCACACUUAUUUUAUUAUUUUAUUUAAAAUCGUAAUACUUACUUUUUUUAUUUUAUAGUGUCUUCUGUGCGAUUUGAACCUGCUACCUCUCGAUCCAUAUAUCACUGCCUAUCCCACUGAGCUAAUCUGGCACUUACCAAAAAUGUGUAUUUUAUUGUAUAAAUGAAAUGCUUUGGAAGCUGAACAACAGCUGAAAUAAAUUUGAAGAAGCGCUGUUUAUUUGUCGAACAAAAGCUGAAAAUAAUUAUCGGAAUUUUAGUUGAAUAACUUCUGAAUACUUUCUGCAAAAGUAAACAACGCCACAUUCACUAAAUUUUAGCUGAAUUGAGAUUGAUUAUUAGCAGAACAAAACACUCCUGGGAUUUACCGCGAAAAUACUGUCUUGUCUGUAAACGGAGAUCAAAAUUUAUUUGUUUUUCCUAUUUUUAUAGUGAUUUUUGCGUAAGUUUUAAGUCAAAAUGAAUAGGUGUAAUCCAGAACCCCAUUUUAAAAUCGUUGAGACGAUAGAAGCUGGAAGGUCGGUCUUAACUGUUGUUCCACACAAGUGGAUAAAAAACAAAAUUUUAUUUUGGCCACCAAAAAACGUGAAAAAUCUGAUAAAGGAUGUCAAUUCUACUCCAGACAUUACGUGGAAUAAAAUAAUAUGUCGCAUCAAAAGAAAUUAUUAUAAAAAUCGCAUUGCAGCUGAAACUGAACUUUUAGAAAUGUCGGGAGGUUCGGCAACGUCUUCAACUGAUUCCGAGGUUUUAGGAGAAAUGAAAGAAAAAAAUAAAGUAAGAAACACAAAAAAGGUCACUAGUCAACAAAAUUUUGAAACUCUGUUUGCAUCAUCAUCGUCAAAAUUUUGUUCGUUUCAACCAAUCAUACCGGAAGAAACUCCUGAGCCUGUUGUUGAAAGCGAAAAUAUAAUUUUGGAAACCAAUUUUUCGGAUGAGGCAAUUAUUUCUCCUGAAGCAAUUGCAAAUGCGCAGUUUUUAAAUGUCAUCGAACAGCCUUUGAUUGGAGAAGAAAGUAAAAACGACAUUAUUAACAAGUUGAAUGACAUUGAGCAAAAAUUUAAUCAGUUUAAAAAUGAUAUAACAGAGAGCGUAAAAGAUAUGUUGGUGAAGGCAGUUGCGGCAAUUAAAUCAGAUUUUGAUGCCAAAUUAUUGUCAGCAAUGCAGAAUUUUAAAAACAAUCAUCAGGAUGAUGACAAUAUUCAAUUUGAAUUUCAUGCCGUUUCAACCUCACAGGAGUUAAGUAAAUUAGAGGAAAAUCUCAAAGAUCCAAAUUAUGAAAAGAAAGUAAGAAAUUAUUUUAAAAAAAUUAUUGGUAAUAUUCCUGAUACUAGUAAUGGUUUGGAUACCUGCUAUAGUAUUGUAGAUUAUUUUUUUGAGAAAAAAUUUAUGGUGCAGUGUUCGUGGACGGGAGGAAGUAGAAGCAACACUGAAAAAUGUUGUAUUAAAAAUUGCAAAAAUAUUUUAGAAGUGUUUUUUACAAUAGUCCAAAGUUCCAAUAAAGAUUUUUCGAAGGCUUUGUUGAAAAAAUUUAUAAUUGGAAUUACAAGAAAUGCAAAGAAGCGUAGUUUAACUGGAGGCAUCCGCCAAUCUUCAAUACAUAGAAGAAAAAAAUCAAUGGUUAAAAAACAACGUUUAAGUGGAAACAGAAAAGGUGUUGCUCAAAGACAAGGUAAAGGUACCUAUAUUAAAAAAAUGUAUAACAUAAAAAUUAUUAUUUCAGGCGAAAAUGAAAUUUUUUAUGAAAAUGAGCAAUCAUUUAAUGAAGAAAAAGAAUAUGAUGAAGAUAACGAUGAAUAUGGUAUGGAAAAAUAUGAAGCUGACGGUGAAGAUGCUAUAAUAGAACAUGACGAGGUUGAAGAGGAAGAUAAUAAUGAUACAGACACGGACUAAAAGAACAUUUUUAUUAAAAAAACUUUUUAAUUUACAUUCAAGUUUUGUUUAUUUUUAAUAGUGUGUAGAAGAGGAAUAAAAACAAUUUUACUUUCA